This is a messenger RNA of Spirodela intermedia, 7497 nucleotides long. NCBI's taxonomy places the organism in Eukaryota, Viridiplantae, Streptophyta, Magnoliopsida, Alismatales, Araceae. The record is from the annotation of a GenBank genome assembly.
AUGGGCCGGCCACCGAACGGGGGAGGCCCCGCAUUCCGGUUCAUUCCCAGCGAGGUACCCAUGCCACGAGAAGGACGAAAAUAAUGGAAUUUUUGAGUGAGCCGUACCUAGUUCCUUUUCUAUAAUCUGAUUAUCACCCGCUACCGAUUUGUCGGCUCCGUUUCUUCCGCGCUAGUACUGGAGAAAGAAGGCCGAACGGCACUUUUAGUCGACGGGUUUGGCUCGUGACUGCUCUACGGAUCCGCUCACCAACGCAGUGCCGCGAUCGUUGGCCUUGCACUGCGACGUGAAGUGCUUUGGUGUUUCUUGCCGCCACCAUCCAUCGCACACAAAUCCUUUUUUUAUGGAUCACGCAAUGAGCUUGCCAGGCGUUGAAAAUAAUUACGCAUGGGUUAAUGGCCAGCUGUUUUAUACUGACUGGAAGUUUUGAUACGCCAUGUUGCACGGGAAGACUAAGUAUAAUCCAGAGUGACUGGUUGCUGCGGUUUUCCCGGAUGAUCGUCAGAUUACGUACCCUCGUUACUCGAUUUAAAUUUUUUCUCCUGGGUUUGAGUUCUAGAUUCGCCUGCAGGUGAUGGAGAUGGAAGCCUGCUUGCAGGAAACGAAUAAUUCUUUACCUGAUCGCGAAGUAAUCAGCUCCCUAGCGGAGAGGUUCAGGUAUUCUCUGUCUCGUUACCUGGUACUGCGGCUUCAGAAAUCCGAGGCCAUUGUUGCUAUCGUGAAAUAUACGAAUCUAUACCUCGAUUUGGAGGAGUUCUAAUGUUGUUAUUUUUUUCUUGAUUACAGUGCUUCUGCUGAGCGAGCUGGCAAGGUUAUCAUUCAAGCCAAGCAGGUUAGAGGAACAAAUUAUUUUGCUUAGCUUGAGAUGUGAAUCUUGUAGUGAAACCUGUUUGAAACCACGCCAGGUUUGGAACUGGUUCCAAAAUAGAAGGUAUGCUCAAAGGGCAAAGAUGGUGAAGGUACCUGGGAAGUUGAAUGUAUCGCCAUCUUGGGACGACUCAUUUCAGUUCAGAAACGUAGCUCCCCCUAUAACUUCUGCGCCACGUAUGAAUAUAUCCUUCCUAGAUAUUCAAUAAAUUUCUUAUUUUUUUAUAACAGAACUUUUAUAAUUUCUGAUAAGUUAGAUGAAUUCCAGCUGUCUCUCAGGCUUCAUUCUGUUUGUUUUAUCCAUUAGAACAUGAGCCUUUCAGUGUUAAUGUCAUGCUACAUUUUUUCGCAUUCAAUCAUUCUUUUCAGUUUCUAUCUCAUUGUUUGUUUGCUAAAACAGGCAUCUCAUGGUGUAGGACCCUGCGAAAUUAUAUUGGUUGACAUAAAUACAGCGAAUCAUGUUGAUAUAUAUAUAUUUAUAUAUGUAUUUGGAUGUGCAGCACGGAGUUCUUCAGACAGGAAUCAAAUGGAGUUUGAAGCCAAGUCCUCUCGAGAUGGAGCAUGGUUGGUAGUUCUUUUUCAAGCCUUGGCAUUGAAAGAUAGCCCAUAAUCUAAUCACACAGAUUCUUUAUUCUUGUUUGCUAGCUCAUUAUCUAGCUGUAUAUUUUUCACUGGAAAGGUGCACGUGAUUAUUAUCUUCCCAAUACUAUUUCUCUCCUUUUUUGCUGCAUAAAUGGCCGUAGCCAUCUCUUUCUUCAUCUACGUGGGGCAGACAUCUAUUUAGUGAAGAUACCCUCUCUUUCAAAUGCCAGAUUAUCGUGCUUUUCCUGCACUUUGAGUCUCUACUCUUUAUUGGGGAAAAGGGAGUGCCUCAUUAUUCUCCUUUUAUGUUAAAGUUUCACAGCAGUGAUUGCAGAGUAUGCUACUUGUAAUGCAGGAAAAGGGUUAAAACUAGUUGUUUCGAAACUUGCAACUCUCAGUAGGGUAUUGACAUUACCAAAAUUUUGAGGCCAGGUAAGUUAACGACCUGCUUCUAGAUGUAGCAGUACGUGAACUAUUCAUUUUUCCUGCAUGUUUUUCUCCUAAUUGCUUAUUUUUUUCUGAGAGUUCAGGAAAUCUCGACUAUGUCAUGUUGACUAGAUGUAAUAGCAAAUGUGGCUGAGGGAGGAAAGAUGAUUCUGGGGGAUUCCUCUGAGAUAAGAUAUAGGAACCUUCCAACUCUUCGUUGUUUCCGUGACCUAAUAUCAGCAAAGCUAUUGGAUAGCAUCACUGGAGCUUUGCCAACACAUCUUCGUUGUUUCUGCAAGGAGGAUUAUUGUGAAACUUUCAUUUCAUUGUUCACGAUGACAAUUACUAUUUAUAUAUUCCCUCUGGAGAAAAAUACGACUUUCCUUAUUGAGCUCUGUGUUCUGCCUCCUUUGCUAUUUCAGUUGUUUGAACCAACUGGUAUUUGGUGUCUUGACCUGAUAUCUAGGUCCUUGAAUUUGUUUUCCUUCUCUUGUUCUAGUGAAAGCUUCUUUAUGCUUUGACUCAAGUUUUUAAGGAAGGGGCUCCCUGAGCUAUGGCUAGACAGCACGUGAAUAAACAUAUGGCUUAAAAUAUCUUUUUUAAAAGGGAGAGACUUUAUUGGUGGAUCACGCAUAAGCUAUCGUUCACACAAUUCAUGAUUAUCCCCUCUUCUAAUACAGCUUGCCCUUUGCUGCACAUGUCAGGCCAUGGUUCAUGAUCCUGGGGCAGUUUCUAGUAAUUUGGAGCAACAUAGUAUGCAUAUGGAAUAAUUUAUGAACUCUUUGUACAUUUUACAUUUUUGUGCUAUUAUCAGAGUCGGCCUAUGUACAGACCUGAUAUAGUCGUCCUUUUCUCAGUAUAUUUACUCGAAGUCACUAUUUGAUUAGGUGUUCAUUGUUUAGUAGUUCAAUCCUAUUUGUUGUGUUUCCAUUCUCAGGUAUGAUGUUGCACAGUUUACAUCUCACAGAAUGAUUGAGACUGGUGAUCCGGUAAUGAUCUAUAAUUAAAUUCUCACAGUUUUGAUUUGAUUGCAUGUUAGGUUUUCCGGAUUUAUCCGGCCGCCAGUGAGUCAAAUCAAUUUGUUUAAAUGUUAUGAAGAAGAACCCAUGACGAUUGGUUUUGUUUUGCCCAAAUUUUUUUUUCUUUACUCUGUUUCCGUUACAUCUUCUCCGUUCAAAUCUUCAUUACCAAAAGAACAUGGGUGAAGGCUUUGCAGUUCGUUUUUCAUGGCAUGACCACAAAUUGCAUUCUAAACCAGUUUACAACUGAUGUGUUUUGAGGCUAUUUUUUGCAUUGUGCGUCCAUUUUUUUAUUUAAAUUCGCGUACAAGUUUUCUCAAGUUAUUUCUUGUGACUAGAAAUGUCCUUUUCAUUUCAGGAAGUUCGUGUUCGCUUUACUGGCUUUGGAAUAGAGGAAGAUGAAUGGAUUAAUGUGCGGAAGUGUGUGAGACAGCGUUCUCUCCCAUGUGAAUCAUCAGAAUGUGUCGUCCUUCUUCCUGGAGAUCUUAUACUGUGCUUUCAGGUGCUUCAUCUUACGUGGAUAACGCUCCAUUUAAGAUAUUUAAAUGGAGGCGAUAAGCCUUCUUUAAACUCUUAGUUGCUCAAGCAUUGCAUAGAAAUAAGUCUAUAACAUGUUCAACUGAGGAAGCGAUUUCUUACCUGCCAUCUCUUCUAAGAAUAAAGUUAUGGGGCUCUUGGAUCACUUUGUCCACGGCCAAAUCAUACUUUGUCUGGGACCGAUAUAUGUCAAAAAGGCGUAGGAUGGAUCAGAUUUAUCUUCUUGGUCACUUGAAAGUCUAAAUCAAGCUUUUUUUUAUAAUGAUUGCCUUUUGAAAUCAAAGAUAUUAUUGAAAUUUCUAUAAACUUUAAUUUUUUUUACCGAUAUUGGAUUUUCCCUGGGCUGACUAUUUUGCUGAUUCCAUGCCCAUCUUGUUUUUAUGAGACCUGACUGAUUCACCAGUCAGGUAUGUCACUGAGUCUUAUUGAUGCUGAAGUUCCUCAGAACUUGUGACUGGUCAAUGACUUGUGAGCAGUCAAUAAGGGAUGUAUUGACUUCAACAUCACUAUGCUGCAUCUUACCCAUGAAUUGUCAGCUUAGGACUCCAGUCUCAAAAAGCAACUGGAAGCUUUCUCUCGCUCAUGGUAAAAGCUUUGCGGCUGUUUAAACGUUAGUCGACAUCAGUCAGGGGGGUGAGGGAGUACUAUUCGUAGAGAUUGAAAAGUUCCUUAUUGCCACUAGCAGAGUGAUAAUUAUCCUUCACACGAAAGUAAGUUGGAGCGUGUGUAGAUCUGAUCUGGGAAAUAAACAAACGGAAUUAAUAAUUUAUUGAAAAGAUAAAACAUUAAAAUAAAAGUUUAGAUGUCAAGUAUGAAAGAAAGAAAGAGAAUCAUUUGAUUGAUGAGAAUUUUAAAAUUAAAAAUAAUAGGAAGCAGAGAAACAUCAAUCUAGAUCUACUGCAUGGUACCAGUUGCUCUUGUGACAUGGAGCCUGUGGGAGAUGAUUUUUUCUUGCUACGAGAUUCAUCUUUAGGGCCUUUCUCAUGCUUUUUUUGACAGGUUUAGAUUUGGAAGUCACAUUUUUUUCCAAGUUGCAUUAGAUUUCAUUAUAUCAAUGAAACUCAAACUAUCAAGGUUUGCUAUAUGGGCCUCAUAUCUCGGCAGAUGUUUUUUACCAUCUACUUUCAUGACUGCAAAAAACUUCAUUUCCAUUCAUGGGUACCAAGGUAUGCCACCUAUGUGUACCUCGCAUGGAAAUCACAAUGCUUGUGAAAACAUUUGACACUUUAGAUCCCAUUCAAUGUUGAGCACCACCCAAUGAGUAUUCCCUUCGUGAUCACGUUUUCCACUUAACAAGUGCAAAAAACUGUAAGAAAUAGAACAUUUUGGCUCCCAAUAUGGUGCGGGUAGAGUGCCCUUAACAGGAGACCCCUUAUUUUGUUAAUGCAUUAUCCAUCGUUUCAUCCCGUAAUAGUUUCUUGAGAGGAUCACAUGUUCCUCGCCAACCUGGUUCUUCAAUGUUCACAGUAGUCCUUGAUGGCUGUGCCCUAGUUUUACGAGUUUAAAUCGUGCUGAAGUUAAUAACUUCCCCUGAAUAUCUGGUUUAGCAAAGUUUUUAACUGAUUCUUGGCCAGGCGCUUUGCCGCAUUGAGCUCCACGACAUGAAGACAUUACUUCAUGAGAACAUGCGAUGUAAAUGUGUAUAACUUUUAUCCCCUAGAGAAGACCAUGUCGUCUGCAUAGCGACCUUAAUGAAUGAAUCGUGCUGUGCCCUGGGGAAGAUCCUAAAACUCAUACGUAGAAUGGGUUUGCUCGGCAUUGGAUAGACGUUUCUGCAAAAUCUUGGACAUGCUACAAGUGCUGUGCCGAUCCACUCAUUCUUGCAUGCUAAUUAUGGUUUCCUCGCUCGGAGUUGCUGUGGUGCCGAGCAUGGUUUAGUGCCAUACGGAUUUUUUGGUCCAAUGCCUCAGUGCAAUAGGGAACUCGUCUUUGUACUUUUCACCGUUCAUACCAGACAAAACAAUAAAAUUGGGAGACAGUCUUGUGAAAGGCAUACAAUGAAAAUGAAAAAGACAAUGGAAGCAUAUUACAUUCCUUCCUAAAGGGACGCUUUGAAAGGGUUUCCUUUUUUGGCACCAGUCAUUUAAUCGAGGAUGCUUAGCAUCAUUUCCAGGAGAUCAAAGAACGACGAUCUGAAAUUAAAUGACCCAUUCUAAGUUUUGUGAUGUCUUCUGGAUUUUUAUUUUUUUUUCAGUUAGACUCUUGUGCUCUUUGGUGCCUAAAAUUUGUUGAUUUGAUUUUAGUGGACUAUACAUACCUGACAAGAAGAUGUUCGAAAUGCAGACCCCAACCAGAGUCGCAUAAUUCCCCAGUUUAGUCGCUUUCCCCAUCUAUUUCAACCUGCUUUUCCAUGUCUGAGCAGAAAUAGGAGGGCUAGAAGAUGGAAGGUAAAUGAUAUUGAGUCGCUUUUCCAUGUCUGUUGAUGUAUGCUUCUUCUGGGCCGAUGGAUUUAUAGUGGAAUAUUCCACUGUCACUUUUAAUGCAGCCUAAAUGGAUGAUAUGGGUGAAACACAAGGUAAACUCGGACUUCUUGAGUAUUGAAAUGGGCUUCCUUCUAAACCUGCAAAUAAUAUGGGAUUUUGUUGGUCCCUUUUACAUUUUAUCCCCUUUCUGGCCUCCUUUCGCCGAAGACAAAGAAUUGGGAAAAGCUGGCUUUCCAGCCAUGCCUUCAGACUGUUUCUUACUCCCGUUCCCUUCAUGUCACCAGAGGUUUAAGUGAAGAAUUAAUGGAGGUUCUGUUUUCGGUUGCCUGAAGAAUCAUUUGUCAAAGUUAGGGGGCAGAUGUAUGUAAAAAGACGCAAUUUGUUAAUAAAUUGAAGGAAAACUGGGGGGAGAAUUUUGGUCAGAAGGAGCACAUUAAUGUCGGGCCAGAAGCCAAAUAUUUGGGAUUGAAAACUAGUGACGUGGGAACCUGUUACUCUUUAUUCUGAAGAAUUUAUACCGAUUAUAGAGUGUUACGUCAUGUGCUAACCCUUUCAGCCCUCUAGGCUUGUUGAGAACCAAAUAAUUCUGAGGAAAUAAGGAUGCAUUUAGUUUUAUCGUUAAAUAAUGUCUUCCUUUAUAAGCAGUGUUCUCUCGUCUUGAACUGCAUUCAUAUUUUCUACAUGCUUCGAAGCAACACCUCAUCAUUGAGAUAUAAUAAUUCGAUAAUUUGAUGAUGAUUGCUCUUCCAGGAAGGGAGAGAGCAGGCUCUCUACUUCGACGCCCACGUCCUUGAUGCUCAAAGGCGAAGGCAUGAUGCCCGUGGAUGUCGUUGUCGGUUUCUAGUUCGCUACGAUCAUGAUCAGUCCGAGGUAGGUCCCAGUUCUAGCAUAUGAUUCACAAAAUUCUUCUGGGAACCUCCAGUUUUAUGCCAGUCUGAGCUUUUAUUUCCCGACUCGUGUAAUAGUUUUAUUUGGGGCUUUUUGGAUCUGGGAUGUUCAUCCUCGAGAGUUUAGUUUAGUUGCGCGCGGAGUGGGCCUUUUCAAUUUCGGGCCUAUUUAUGAAAAAUUAUCUGUCUGCUGGAUUCUCUCAUCGAUCACAGCCAGAAUUAUCCGUUCACAUCGUCUCGUUUUUCUUUUUGAGUGUUCUUGUGGUAUGCAGAAGUGCUGAAUCACUACUCUCCGACUCAUUUCGAAAUUGUAUGAGUUCAGCUUUUUAUUUUGUUAUCAACAUAAAUUACAGGAACCGAUUCCUUUCCUCUGAUGUGAUUAACGAUCCUAUCCUCUCUUUCGAUCGGAAGGAAAUUGUCCCUCUGAGGAAGGUCUGCAGGCGUCCAGAAACAGACUACAGGCUGAGAAUUCUGCGCUCCACCAAGGCGCAGGCCGCCAUGGACUCGGGGACCACCGCAAAGCACCCUGUUCCCCCACCCCAGCGACCACAGAACCAGGAGAGGCCGAUGGGCGUCGCCGCAGAAGAGGAGGCCGUCAAUUCCCAUCCUCCGUCUCCCACGAGUGAACCCGCCCAGAUGGAGACCUCCCCUCCGAUCGCCGGUGAGAGCAACGACGGAGCACUAGUUCCAGAUGCUAUGGAUGGAGCCUCCGCCGCUGCUGGCGGCGAGGUCCCCUCAGGCAGAGGAACAGCGUGA